GUAUCGAGAGCCUUCCAGUGUUGGCGUGGCGCAACAUUUAACCAACACUGUAUUUAUUGACAGAGCUUUGAUAGUAGUCCCAUGUGCAGAAGGUGAGUAUGCCCAAGUUCAUUCAAGUGAUGUUGUUGACAUAAUUACAUUUACAUUUUAGUCAUUUAGCAGACGCUCUUAUCCAGAGCGACUUAGUUUUUUAGUGAAUGCAUACAUUUUCAUAACGAGUGUUAUGUGUAGUCAACACACUUCCUGUGAAAUCGUGUUGUCUAGUGGUUGGUGAAAGCGCUGAAAUUCUAACGUUAGUAUCCUACAUUCAAGUGUUUCUCUCCAGUGUUUUGCUGUGUUGGUUUCCAUUAGGAAUACACAUGAACACAUGCGCUUCCACACUCACGCGGUAUCCAAGAUGGCCUAAUCCAUAUUGAGCACACAAUUUAUCCUAUGCACCUGUCACAACUAGCUAGAUAUAAGCAUUGUGUUUUGUCAUGGGGCUUUACACAGUAUGAAAAUAACAUGAUCAUUCGCACGCAUCAUGGAAGGCACAUUGUAGUAGCAGGAGCAGACAUCUUAGCAUAACAUCAGACUAGUACCAUCUCACUGUAUUCAAUGACAGUUUAUGCUGGUCUGGCAAUGUAUCAUCCAUAUUCUUGCGAAAUAAAACUUCACUCAGAUUCUGAUGUUAAUGACAUAGGCUGAAGUGAUUGUUAUGGGUAUAAUGCUUAGUGAUAUGGAGGUGAUUUCAAGGAUAUGGUAGAAUAACAUACUAAAUAAUUAACAACCUCUUUUCUCUCUUUUUAUUUUGUUUGAAUUUUUUGUUGUUGCUUGAUCUCCCUUUCUUCUAGAACCUUCUCUUUUUCCGUUAUUUAGCCUAUAGCUUCUCAGAAAAACAAACAAAAGUGGUCUCACCUUAUCUAACCGAUUCUCUCACUUGAAAUGCUUUUUUGUCCACGUUAACUUAGUGCUGGAUAGCUACUGAGUUUAUUAAUUUGGUUUUGUAUGUUUUUUCUGUGUGAUUAUGUGUGCAUAUCAGAUGACUAGACUGGCCCAGCUGUUACACUACACUAGCCUGAGUCAGGCAUUGUUUUCCAAGCCACUAUCCCCGCUGGGGCCACCGCUGCCUUCAAGGGGGGAAUGUGACCAAGGAGAAUAAGCCUGCUGAACCUUCCAAGAUGGACACCUUGUCUCUCUAUCUUUUUUUUCUUUCUUUUUUUUUGGUUGGUUUCUUUUAGUUUUUACUUUCACAUGUUGUCCCUUGCCUUGUCUGCUCCCUCUCUAGACUCUAGCUACACUAUUGAAUUAUUCCUAGCAUAUUGUUUUUCCGUUUAUUAUUUUUGGUUUGUUUUCUUUUUUCCUCUCUCUCUCUCUCUCUCUCUCUCUCUCUCUCUCUCUCUCUCUCUCUCUCACAGUGUGUGAUUAAGUUCUGUUCAGGUUGCCAUGGCACCCAGGUGGAAUGUGUAUCACACAUGGGCUGCCAUGAAGAUGACUAACACAUUUUACUUUCUUUGUCUCCUGCUCUUGAUCUACGGUUAGGAUUUCAAAUAUAGGGCUAAUCUAAACCUUAAACUCACUAGGAGAAAGUAUCAUUUAACUUAUAAUAAGUAGUAGAAUAGAAUAAGUAGCCUAUGCCCACAUCAAAUUAUUCCAGUCUUAAUUAUUGGAGGGCAAAGCACCUUUUAUUUUAUUGGUAACAUGAUGCUUAUACUGAUAGUAAAAUAAUUUGAUUACAGAUACUUUUUUUGUUGUUGCCCUUAAGCCUUUGUAUGUGUAUUUGUAUUUAUUAUGGAUCCCCAUUAGCUGCUGCCAAGGCAGCUGCUACUCUUCCUGGGUCCAUCAAAAUUAAGGCAGUAAAUUAUCGUAAUUGUUUAUUUUCUUCUCUAAAACAAAGCCACUAGAUGAAUUGAAAGACCCACUGCGCCCUUCCCCUUUUCCAUUCAGGAACGGCAGAUUGAACCAGUAAAAAGAAAGUGAAAGAUUUCGAAUCCGUUGUUUUUAGGCUAUAAGUUUUGGUUACAUUUGGGAAUUUCUCAAGAUUCUUAAAAAAUGUUCUUCUUUUCUGUAUCUGAUGUUCUGUGUGCUAUUAGUGAUGCAGCCAUCAUGAACGGUUGUCUUGUGUUGCACUCCUUUCCAACACUGCGAAACGAUCGCCCUACGGGAAAAGCGCCCAUGCUUGCUAUCGUAUGGUUCAUGACCAAUAUGUUUCCAGUACAGGGAAGAUCCCAGAAGAAGCCAAGGCCUUGUCUCUCUUGGCGCCUGCUGCCCCCCUUGCUGUUCCUGCUGUACCCAGCCUGAUGCCAGGCGCCGGCCUGCUGCCCCUUCCCACCCCGGCCCCCAUACAGACUCCGCUGAGUGUCCCCAUAGUGAGCCUGGCGGCAUUGCCGGCUGCCCUGGACCCUUCAGUGUCGGCCCUGGCUGUGACUGGAGCAGGUGGGGUGUCGUCCUCCGCCCAGCCCCCCCUCAUGGGGAACGUGGAUCCCUCCAAGGUGAACGAGAUAAGGAGGACUGUCUACGUCGGCAACCUCAACUCGCAGACCACUACUGCAGAGCAGCUGCUGGAAUUCUUUAAGCAGGUGGGCGAUGUCAAGUUUGUGCGCAUGGCGGGGGACGAGACGCAGCCCACACGCUUCGCCUUUGUGGAGUUUGCCGACCAGGAUUCAGUGUCCAGAGCGCUGACCUUUAACGGAGUCAUGUUCGGGGACAGACCCUUGAAGAUUAAUCAUUCCAACAAUGCCAUCGUGAAGCCCCCAGAGCUGACCCCUCAGGCUGCAGCCAAGGAGCUGGAGGACGUAAUGAAGAGGGUCAGAGAGGCCCAGUCCACCAUCGCCGCCAUCAUAGUAGAGCCAGAGGAGGUGAAGAAACGCUCAUCCAGUCGCUCACGACGGUCCAGGAGAUCCAGAACACGGUCACGAUCGCAUUCCCGCUCGAGAACGAGGAGGAAGCGGUCCCGUUCCAGGCACAGAAGCAGGCUCUCUCAGAGGUCGCGGCCCAAGGUCAGCGAGUCCCACGUCUCUCGGGGCAUCCACAAGAGACUUUCGCGCUCCAGAUCACGGGACAGGCGGAAAGAGAGGGAGCAGAGAACUAGAGGAAAGGAGGAUGUCUCUCGGAUUAUAGAGCAUAGGCAGAAGGAGAAAAAGGACAAAACACCUCCAAAAAGCUACAGUGCGUCCCGAAGGUCCAUGAGCACGAGCAGGGGCCACAGAAGGAAGAGCAGGGAUCGCUCUAGGAGUCCCAGAAGGAAAGCCAGGUCUCCGUCACCAAAGAGAGGGAGGAAAGACAAGAAGAGGGAGAAAGCAAGGGAUGGCAGUAGGGAAAAGAGGGAGAGGUCCAACUCCAGGAGGAAGAGCAGCAGAGAUAAAGAGAAGAUUGAGCUCAAGGCCAAACCUAUGAAGGUGGAAAGGGACUACGACAGGGAGAAGGACUACCAGAGUGACAGGGAGGGGUCGGCCACACCCAGCGAGGGCGUGACAUCACCCUGCGUCCAUCACAAUGGCAGCUACAACACAAACACAGAGGAUGACGCGGCCUCGCUCGCCGACAGCACUGAGUGAUGGGUGUGAAACCAGGCAAAACCAUGGGAACGAGAAAGUCCACUAUAUAUCCAGCUCCUGUGAUCUUUACCUUGGUAUUACAUACACACACCCCUUCCUGUUCCCCAGGCUGGCACAAGUGUGCCAAAAAACCAAUAGAUCCUACCUGAUUAUUUUCCUGGUUCCAGUUUCUUGGUGUGUAUUUAGUGUUAGACUAUAUAAGAGAAUGCUGACCCCCUAUUCCCAUUGCUGUGAAUCUGUUGUCACAUGAUAUUCAUAUUGAAAAUAGACCUUAACAUGCACAGCUUGUUUUUAUAGAAGUGGAGAAUGUGUGCUUUCCCCCAGUAAGAACUGUGUUGAACAUAACAUGCUUGUGGUUUAUUUCCUGUUUCUUGGUUAUGUUGGUGUUUGUGCUAUCGUGCAACACUUAAUCUAUUUUGGUUACUACUAGAUGCAAGGUCUCUGUUUGUGCACAAUAUCUUAGUUUGCACCCAAUGUCAAAAAUGCGGUUAUUUUAAAAUUCUUACAAAAUCAAUAUUUCUAUAAAGUAAUAUUAUGUGGAAGAUCUUAUAAUGCAAGGUGUCUAGUGUCUGUUGGUGUUUAGAAAGGCCUUUCCCAAGGCUUCAAUCAGCUUCAUGGUUCAGCAUGCCAACCCUACAGUAUACAGAGGUUGAACUUGCUUGACACACAGGAACAAGUUAACAAAUCCCUGGCAAGCACAUACAAGUCAAAGUGCCUAGACUGAAAUUGUAUAAAAAUACACUAAUAAUAAACUUUAUGAAGUUAUUGA
Coregonus clupeaformis (lake whitefish) is the source of this 4305-nucleotide messenger RNA. It is a transcript of the gene srek1, whose product is annotated as splicing regulatory glutamine/lysine-rich protein 1. The transcript has 11 exons. The record is from RefSeq and is a predicted model, not a curated record. The coding region runs from base 2169 to 3536 and encodes 455 amino acids. Gene Ontology annotation, cellular component: nucleoplasm. NCBI's taxonomy places the organism in Eukaryota, Metazoa, Chordata, Actinopteri, Salmoniformes, Salmonidae. Gene Ontology annotation, molecular function: RNA binding.